AUGUCUAGCCGUGGUGGAGCUGUGAUGACCCGUGGGAACACUUCAGGUCUACAACCCCUGAAAGCCACUGUACCUUUUCGGCUGCACAAGAAAGCGCAAGUGGGCCCGAGAUACUCUACGCCAGGUUUAAAGACCAAACUUCAGCAUGAACCCCAAGUGUCGACCAGAAUCCGACGCACGCUGUCAUUGGAUGCCAUCGUUGGACCCUAUCUGCAGGGACAGUGGCCUAGAGAUGGAGAGAAGGGUGAACGUGGAAGGUGCAGUCCAAAAGACAAAUCCACGCAGACCCCAAACUCAUGGUCAGAUGGAGCUGAAAAGAGGCUAGUUGGUGGAAUUCACAAACGUUCUUCAUCGUGGAGUAGUGCAGAACAACUGCGAGAGAUUGCUAUGCUGAAGCAGCAGUUGCAACAGAGACCUAAAUGUGUCCACGGCUCUAACCAAGAAGAGAUGCCCCUCCCUGUUUCUUUUUCGUACACACAGUCACAGCCUGUGGCCAUUCCGUUGUCCUGCGAGUCCAGGAUGCCUGCCAGGCUACGUCACAGUGAGGAGAGACUAGACCAGGAACUGGAGAGAGCCUUUAUACGCAACUCACCGCUUCAGCUCAACAGACUGUUAGAGGUCCCUGAUGGCCACAGAGCUCCUGCUCCUCCUCUCAGCUGUAGCAGUGGUUCCCAGAGUGACACUUUCUUUCCUCCUCAUCUCUUCUCCUCCCCCUCUCCUCCACCCUGUCCACCCCUCUCUCAAGGUCCAUCCCCAGCUUUAGAUGUGGAUUCAGAUAUGGCAAACAGUUGUGGUCUUGUCCACCAUCCAUCACCUUUGAGCUCUGUGGGACAGACUGACCACUCUCCUUUGCUCCUGUCUUCCUCUCCACGUCCCAACAAGAGCUACUGUUUCCAGAGAGAACCCCCAGAAGGAUGCGAAAGAGUUCGAGUGUGUGAAGAGAGUCUGUCUCCAUGUCUGGACCGGUAUCUCUCCAGCCCUGAUCCCAACAAGGUGAACUUCACCACGCACGGAGGCUCUGCCUUCUGCCCAGUCAGCUUACUGAAGCCCCUCAUCCCCUCUGUGGACUUUCUGUUCCGUAGCCUGUCAGUGUCUCCCGGACCGUGCCUGAGCUCCAUCUGCCAAGCCCCAAGUCCUGCUCCCAUGAUGCCAGGGCCUCUGGACUCUGCAACUACUGCUAUGUGAGAGAAAGAGCACACAGGAAGUCUAAUGAUGAAGUGGACCUUCUUAAGCAGAAGCUU
Chanos chanos (milkfish) is the source of this 1241-nucleotide messenger RNA. It is a transcript of the gene fam117ab, whose product is annotated as family with sequence similarity 117 member Ab. The coding region runs from base 1 to 1185 and encodes 394 amino acids. The record is from RefSeq and is a predicted model, not a curated record. Lineage: Eukaryota; Metazoa; Chordata; Actinopteri; Gonorynchiformes; Chanidae. The transcript is spliced from 8 exons.